AAGCUUUCUUGGGGUCCAUGGUGACUUAUUUUGCAGUUACAAGCACUAAAAACACUGGGAUAAUGUGAAAUGUACCGAAUGCAUGCGUAGAUGCGACCGCACUGGCUGGCUUGUAAACACUGGUGCUGAGGCCACACCUGGGAUGUGUCCCGGACGAAUCACGAAAGAUAACAAACGAGAUCAUGAAGAGAGUGAUUCAUCUUCACCAGAGAAGUUCAUGAGAAUGGAAGACACUACACACGCCAUUAACAAUAAUGUGUGUAAAGUCAAUACCCUUGCUCAGUUCCAAUCUGAGACUGGUGAAACAGCUGGUCCUCCCAUUGAGCUACCUCUGUCUCUGGCUCGUGAUAAACUCCAACAAAUUCUAAAUACUCUACUUGAACAGGAGGAGCAAACCCCAUACAGUUUUUUUGUCAAUGAAAAAGAGGUGACUGGCAGCCUCAAUGGAGUGAUAGACUCUUCAACAAGCGAAGAGAAGGUGAUGGUCAUUCUUUACCAACCACAAGCAGUCUUCCGAGUGCGAGCUAUUACUAGCACUGUAUUUACAGGUCAUCGUCACUGGGUGUUGGUGACAGCUUGGUCCCCAGACAGUGUGUGUUUAGCUUCUGGAUGUAAAGCAGGACAAAUCUUCAUUUGGGAUCCCAAAACAGGAAAACAGAUGGGUCGAGCACUGACUGGACACAAACAGUGGGUCACAUCACUGUGCUGGCAACCUCUCCAUCUAACACCUAGUGGUGAGUGCACAAGACUAGCAUCAGCUGGAAAGGAUGGCGAUGUAAGAAUAUGGAAUACCAAGCUUGGUUCUUGUGAAAUGGUUUUGUCAAACCAUCUGCAGUGUGUUACAGCCUUGCGUUGGAGUGGUGAGGACCUCCUGUACUCAGCCUCCCAAGACAGAACUAUAAAGGUCUGGAGAGCUUCAGAUGGAACAAUGUGCCGGACACUACAAGGGCAUGGACACUGGGUGAAUACACUUGCCCUCAACACAGACUAUGCUUUAAGAACUGGAGCUUUUGAUCCCGAGGCACUGAUGAAGGACAGACCUGAAAUAACUUCUGCUGACAAAAGACAAGCUCAUGCUGAGAAACGCUAUAAGGAAGCACUAGCAGCUGCAGGUGGAGUGGAGCGGUUAGCAUCCGGCUCUGAUGACUUUACUCUCUUCCUCUGGGAACCUGCCAGGAACAAAAAACCUAUUGAGCGCAUGACUGGCCAUCAACAACUGGUAAAUGAUGUCAAAUUUUCGCCAGACACACGUAUCAUUGCAUCAGCUUCAUUUGACAAGAGCAUAAGAUUAUGGAGCGGACUGAAUGGAAAGUUCCUGGGUGUGUUACGAGGCCAUGUUUGUGGUGUUUACCAAGUUGCUUGGUCAGCUGAUUCUCGCCUUCUUGUAAGCGGCAGUAAAGAUUCAACACUUAAAGUUUGGAACAUGUCAACAAAGAAAAUUGAAAUAGUUCCAGGACAUGCAGAUGAAUUUUUCACAGUUGACUGGUCCCCUGAUGGCCAGAGAGUUGUUAGCGGUGGCAAGGAUAAAAUCCUCAAGAUGUGA
Molecule: messenger RNA, 1543 nt
Organism: Cherax quadricarinatus
Lineage: Eukaryota; Metazoa; Arthropoda; Malacostraca; Decapoda; Parastacidae
Source: RefSeq, a predicted model, not a curated record